CUAAUGGCUAGGCUGUAUGUCUCGCCGCGCACGAUUCAUUUAUUUUGAAGACCAUUCUAGUUCCAUAGAGCUAAUAGAAUCUGUGGUGUGCCGUUGCUAGCCAUUUGGACUCUUACUGGAUGAUACACAGCGACAGGAAGAGGAUGGUACAUUCUGUGAGUGGAAGAAUGGAAUAGUUUUUGAGUGAGCGACCUUGGCGAAGGUGUUCAUUUUCAGAUGGCUCUCUUCAUUCCCGGUGCCAAAUAUAGAUCUAUAAUUUCGUGGGCAGCGUGUGAUCCAACGAGGCAGCCGCUCGCUUUGUCGGUUGCUUAGAAGCUUUUGAAGAGGGGAGCCUUUGCGCUGUACAAAGAGAGUGUUGCUACGUCACUACAAGAAGUAGAGACAAUACGCCGCGUUGGUUACGCCCGUCCGUCGUCGCGGUGCAAGCAUGGUGUGGUGGUACGGACACGGAAUCGUCUCUUCCUGGUCUCCACUAGCGGCGAAACUCCCCACCAUGGACGGACGAUGAGCUGCGAUGAACCGCAACAUGCAGGUGGUCCCUGCCGACGCCAAUGAAGUUGUUGAGAACACGGAUGAACCCCCGUCCACGGAGACCUGCUGUUGCCUUACCGACACGAGGAGGAAAACCAUCCUGGGCGGGAUCGCCACACUGGGGAUCGGCGGGUCGUGGGUCGCGUCAACCCAGUUGGCCCAGGCCACGUACCAGCCGUACUUCCACGCCCCCUACCUGGUGGUGUGGUUCUGCAGCGUGUGGAUGGCGGCCACCUUUCCGCUCUACUUCGCCUCCGUGCGCACGUGCACGAGAGAGAACAAGCCGCUGGCGACUACCGUCAAGGAGUGUGCUAAGGUGUUCGGUGAGCAGGGUCUGACCGUGAAGUCCUUCCUGGUGCGGGCGGCGCCGUUCUCCGUGCUGACCGUGGCGGCACACUACAUGUUCGUGCUGGCCCUCAGCCUGCUGCCCGGCACGGACGUCUCCGCUCUGUACGUCUCCAACGUCUCCUUCGUGUACCUUCUGUCCUGGAUACUGCUCAGGGAAAAGUUCGCUUCUGCCGGGAUCAUGUCGGUGAUUUUGGGGAUAUCUGGGAUCGUGCUGAUGUCAUACUCAGACGGCUUCGGCGGUUCUUCGCUUUUAGGGGUAGCGCUGGGGGUGGGGGCGUCAGCCGGGCAUGCCUUGUACAAGGUACUGUUUAAGUGGUUACUGGGAGAGGCAGACUCAGGCCAGGUGGCGCUGUUCAUGACGUUACUAGGACUAUGCACUCUGCUGUUUCUGUGGCCGGUCGGACUGGUUCUGUACUUCACGGGGGCAGAAAUAUGGGGCUUACACGCACUGCCUUGGCAAUACCUGUGCGCCACCGCCGGAUUCAACUUCGCCUUUAUACAGCUGAUCAACUUUGGAGCUGCCUUCACAUUCCCCAUCUUCAUCUCAGUCGGCAUCCUCGUCGCAGUCCCGGUUAACGCAGCGGUGGACGCCAUAGUACACAAUAAGACAGUGAGCGCCAUCAAAGUCAUGGCGAUCAUUAUCUUCAUCAUGGCCUUCCUACUGCUGCUGUUACCAGACGGCUGGGAGGAACAGGUUAGGAAGGUGAUACCGUGUAAGAAGAAGGGGCCCCCGCAGGAGGAGCUCUUCACCUCCAGGAGUUUACGCAGAAUCCACAGCUGUUCCCCCUCGCGCGCGUCGAACGCUUGACUCGGAAACAGUCGUAAAAACCCCGAGCUUUCGCGAAGAUGACUGAGCGGUAUCACGGAGAGUUGUAUCACGCGAGACGUUGGAUUCUUACCUUCUCAACCUUUUCCAAAAAAUUGCUGAGAAAUCAUCUAAGAAACUAUGGUGGGACAACAUUGACUAAUGCAUCACUUUGAUAAUGAUAUAUUUCUAAAGAUAAGUGACAAUAGAUAUGAUAUCAAACUAUGUGCGACCAGCAAUAGUAACUGAUCAUCCCUGAAAGAACUGUUGCAGAACUACAACCUCAAGAGCACUGCUGCGAUGCACAACUUUUCACUUCAACUACUUUACUAAAACCUGUCUUCGAUGGUUUGUUCUUUACAAGUUGUAUGGCAGAGCUACAUUUACCUUGGUGUGUUAUUUCAAAAAUUCAAAUGAUAGACUAGUAGCUAAUGACAAAGGGCCUUACAUCUGUGUCAAGAAUG
Molecule: messenger RNA, 2148 nt
Organism: Branchiostoma belcheri (Belcher's lancelet)
Lineage: Eukaryota; Metazoa; Chordata; Leptocardii; Amphioxiformes; Branchiostomatidae
Product: solute carrier family 35 member F4-like
Exons: 8
Coding region: 515-1687 (390 amino acids)
Source: RefSeq, a predicted model, not a curated record